This is a messenger RNA of Notechis scutatus (mainland tiger snake), 450 nucleotides long. NCBI's taxonomy places the organism in Eukaryota, Metazoa, Chordata, Lepidosauria, Squamata, Elapidae. The record is from RefSeq and is a predicted model, not a curated record.
UACUUGUAGAAUGAAAGCAAAACUGUGCAGAUGAUGUUCAAGAAAGCGAAAUACAACACGACCUACAUAUCAGACUAUCGGACUUCAAUUCUUGAGAUUCCAUAUGUUGGUAAUGAGUUGAGCAUGAUCAUUCUGCUCCCUGAUAAGAUUGCAGAUAACUCUACUGGAUUGGAGAAGCUGGAGAGAGAAAUUACAUAUGAGAAACUCAUGGAAUGGAUCAAUCCAGAGAAGAUGUUCCCAAGAGAAAUUAAACUCUCCUUUCCCAAAUUUAAAUUGGAAGAAAAAUAUGAUCUGAACCCUGUUCUGAGAAGCAUGGGAAUGACGGACGCGUUUGAUGCGGGCAAGGCAGACUUCUCUGGAAUGUCAACUAACAAAGAUUUAGUCAUAUCUGAAGUUGUUCACAAAUCAUUCAUAGAAGUCAAUGAGGAAGGCACUGAGGCAGCUGCUGCC